AUGCUCAUUUCUUUUCCAGCCUCUCUACAAGUGGACAUUGUUCCAAGCCAGGGAGAGAUCAGCGUUGGAGAAUCCAAGUUCUUCUUAUGUCAGGUGGCAGGGGAGGCCAAAUACAAAGACAUUUCCUGGUUUUCCCCUAACGGUGAGAAGCUGACGCCGAACCAACAGCGCAUCUCAGUGGUGCGAAAUGAUGACUUCUCCUCCACCCUCACCAUCUACAACGCCAACAUUGAUGAUGCUGGCAUCUAUAAAUGUGUUGUCAGUAGCGUGGAGGAGGGAGACUCCGAGGCCACCGUCAAUGUGAAAAUUUUCCAAAAGCUGAUGUUCAAGAAUGCUCCCACUCCUCAGGAAUUCAAAGAAGGGGAUGAUGCUGUGAUUGUGUGUGAUGUGGUCAGCUCACUGCCUCCUACCAUCAUCUGGAAGCACAAAGGCAGGGAUGUUAUCCUAAAAAAAGAUGUUCGAUUUAUAGUCCUGUCCAACAACUACCUGCAGAUCCGGGGGAUCAAGAAAACAGAUGAAGGGACAUACCGCUGUGAGGGCCGGAUCUUGGCUCGUGGGGAGAUCAACUUCAAAGAUAUUCAGGUCAUCGUAAAUGUACCUCCUUCUGUGCGUGCCAGGCAGAGCACUAUGAAUGCCACUGCCAACCUCAGCCAGUCUGUCACCUUAGCAUGUGAUGCUGAUGGCUUUCCUGAGCCAACCGUAACGUGGACAAAGGAUGGCGAGCCAAUAGAGCAGGCUGAUGAUGAAGAGAAAUACAGUUUUAACUACGACGGGUCCGAGCUUAUCAUCAAGAAGGUGGAUAAGAACGACGAAGCAGAAUACAUCUGCAUUGCUGAGAACAAGGCUGGCGAGCAGGAUGCCACCAUUCAUCUCAAAGUCUUUGCAAAACCCAAAAUCACCUAUGUGGAGAAUAAAACAGCCAUGGAGCUGGAGGAUCAGAUUACACUGACCUGUGAGGCAUCUGGGGACCCAAUCCCUUCCAUCACUUGGAGAACUUCCACCCGGAACAUCAGCAAUGAAGACAAGACCCUGGAUGGGCGCAUCAUAGUACGUAGCCAUGCCCGGGUGUCGUCCCUGACUCUCAAAGAAAUUCAGUACACAGAUGCCGGAGAAUAUGUAUGCAUAGCCAGCAACACCAUCGGGCAGGACUCCCAAGCCAUGUACCUUGAAGUGCAGUAUGCCCCCAAGCUUCAGGGCCCUGUGGCUGUCUAUACCUGGGAAGGUAAUCAAGUGAACAUCACCUGUGAGGUAUUUGCUUACCCCAGUGCUGUCAUCUCCUGGUUUCGGGAUGGACAGCUGCUUCCCAGCUCCAACUACAGCAACAUCAAGAUCUACAACACUCCAUCAGCAAGCUACCUGGAGGUGACACCAGACUCUGAAAAUGACUUUGGGAACUAUAACUGCACUGCUGUGAACCGCAUUGGCCAGGAGUCCUCAGAGUUCAUUCUUGUGCAGGCAGAUACUCCGUCCUCUCCUUCCAUUGACAGAGUGGAGCCCUAUUCCAGUACUGCCCAGGUGGAGUUCGAUGAGCCUGAAGCUACCGGCGGGGUGCCCAUCCUCAAGUACAAAGCAGAAUGGAGGGCACUGGGCGAGGGAGAAUGGCAUUCGAGGUUGUAUGAUGCAAAAGAAGCAAGUGUGGAGGGCAUGAUCACUAUCACCGGCCUGAAACCUGAAACAACCUACUCUGUGAGACUGUCUGCGGUCAAUGGCAAGGGUGUGGGUGAGAUUAGCCUGCCAUCCGACUUCAAGACACAACCAGUUCGGGAACCUAGCGCACCCAAACUGGAAGGUCAGAUGGGAGAAGAUGGAAACUCCAUUAAAGUGAACGUUAUCAAGCAGGAUGAUGGUGGCUCCCCAAUUAGACAUUAUCUGAUCAAAUACAAAGCUAAGCAUUCCUCAGAGUGGAAACCAGAGAUCAGACUUCCAUCUGGCAGUGACCACAUCAUGCUCAAGGCCCUGGACUGGAAUGCGGAGUAUGAGGUUUAUGUGAUAGCUGAAAACCAGCAAGGGAAGUCCAAACCAGCUCACUAUGCUUUCCGAACUUCUGCUCAGCCUACUGUCAUCCCAGCCAGCACUAGCCCCACAUCAGGCCUUGGGACUGCUGCCAUCGUAGGCAUUCUCAUUGUCGUCUUUGUGCUGCUCCUGGUGGCUGUGGAUGUCACCUGCUACUUCCUGAACAAGUGUGGCCUCCUGAUGUGCAUUGCUGUCAACUUGUGUGGCAAAUCCGGACCAGGAGCCAAGGGCAAAGACAUGGAAGAGGGCAAAGCCGCCUUCUCGAAAGAUGAGUCCAAGGAGCCUAUUGUGGAGGUGCGGACUGAAGAGGAGCGGACCCCCAACCACGAUGGGGGAAAACACACAGAGCCCAAUGAGACUACCCCGCUGACGGAGCCAGAGCCCCCCGCCGAUACCGCAGCUACUGUUGAGGACAUGCUGCCUUCUGUAACUACAGGCACCACUAACUCUGACACUAUCACUGAAACCUUUGCCACUGCUCAGAACAGCCCCACCAGCGAGACCACUACGCUGACCUCCAGUAUUGCCCUGCCAGCCACGGCCACGCCUGACUCAAACUCCAUUUUGCCUGGCCAGGCUACUCCAGCCAAAGGGGCAGCCACCUCAGUCUCUUCACCACCACCCUCCUCCACUCCCAAAGUGGCCCCCCUUGUUGAUCUCAGCGAUACCCCAAGCUCUACUCCAGCUACUAAUAAUCUGUCUUCAAGCGUCCUGUCCAACCAAGGUGCAGUGCUCAGCCCCAGCACUGUUGCUAACGUGGCCGAGACCUCCAAAGUGGCAGGGGGGAACAAGCCAGCUGCCCCAAGCCCUGCAAACCUCACUAGCCCUCCAGCUCCAUCCGAGCCCAAGCAGGAGGUCUCAAGCACCAAGAGCCCUGAAAAGGAAGCUGUGCAGCCCAGUACAGUGAAGAGCCCAGCAGAGACAACCAAGAACCCAAGCAAUCUGAAGAGCGAGGCUGCUUCAGGCAGCACUGUAACCCCCUCCCAGAAUGAGGACUUUAAAAUGGACGAAGGGACCUUCGAGACACCAGACAUUGAUCUUGCAAAGGAUGUUUUUGCAGCUCUUGGCACUACGACUCCUGCCAGUGUGGCUAGCGGGCAAGCUCGUGAGCUUGCUUCUUCCACUGCAGACAGCUCUGUACCUGCUGCACCUGCAAAGACCGAGAAAAUCCCAGUAGAAGACAAAUCUGAAGUGCAAGCAACGGAAUCUAAGACACCUCCAGCAGAAGUCAAGACGGUCCCCAAUGAAGCCACACAAACAAAUGAAAAUGAGAGCAAAGCAUGAUCAGCGACAGAUGAGAACAAAUGACAGAACAACUUCACCCAAG
Antrostomus carolinensis (chuck-will's-widow) is the source of this 3340-nucleotide messenger RNA. RefSeq names its product neural cell adhesion molecule 1 (gene NCAM1). NCBI's taxonomy places the organism in Eukaryota, Metazoa, Chordata, Aves, Caprimulgiformes, Caprimulgidae. Gene Ontology annotation, cellular component: membrane; neuron projection. The transcript has 18 exons. Gene Ontology annotation, biological process: cell adhesion. Gene Ontology annotation, molecular function: protein binding. The coding region runs from base 1 to 3297 and encodes 1098 amino acids. The record is from RefSeq and is a predicted model, not a curated record.